AUUUCUUUAUUUUAGCAAUAGGCUGUAACUCCCUGAAUGCACUUUCUGAAGAACUAAAGGAAACAACCGGGACAACGACUUUAAUCGGGAGAUUCUAUAUUUUAUACUUUAUUUAAUUUCGGAUGAUCAUAUUCAAAGGUACCACUCGGGACUUCACCAUGAUGCGGUGCAGCCUCGCUCUGCUGCUGAUGCUCUGGAGCUGUGAGAGUAGAAGUGUGGCAGAGAGUGGCGAGGACAACAGUGUUUAUGACUUAUUCGAACUUGCCAAGGUGAGCAGAAGGCACAACGGAGUGACCCAGGUUCGAGGCGCAGACCCAAACAGUCCUGCCUAUAAGGUCCUCAAUGCUAGCCUGAUCCCCCCGGUACCCGACAUGUCCUUCCGGGACCUCAUCGACUCCAUUCAAACAGAGAGAGGCUUCAUCCUCCUCCUCAAUCUUAAGCAGUUCAAGAGAACCAGGGGGAGUCUUUUGACUGUCGAGAAGACCGACGGAUCCGGACCGAUAUUCGAGAUCAUAUCCAACGGCGAGGCGAAAAUGCUGGAUGUGGUUUUAUCCACCAAGACCCAGCAACAGGUCGUGUCGAUUGAAGAUGCGGAUUUAGCGACUGGACAUUGGGAGAACAUCACCCUGUUCGUGCAGGACGACCGUGUGCAGCUUUUUGUCGGCUGCGAGGAGAUAAAUGUGUCCGAGAUGGAUGUGCCGAUCUACAAAGUAUUGUCACAGGAACUUAUAGACACUGCCCGCAUGAGGAUCGCAAAGGGAACAGUGAAAGACUUCAAGGGAGUGCUUCAGAACGUACGGUUUGUCUUUGGAACCACUCUUGAAGCCAUCUUGAGGAACAAGGGAUGCCAAAGUGGAGUGACCUUGUCCGGUAUGAUGACCCUCGACAACCAGAUGAACGGCUCCAGCCCAGCCAUCAGGACCGAUUACACCGGCCACAAAAGCAAAGAUGCGCCGUCCGUGUGCGGCUUCUCCUGCGAGGACAUCUCUGGGAUGUUCAAGGAGCUCAAGGGCCUUGGUGUGGUCGUCAAGCAGCUGUCCAAGACCCUGCACCAAGUGGUCGAUGACAACAUGAUGAUCAUGGAUCAGAUCAAGACCAAGGAUGGAGUGUGCGUGCACAACGGCAUUGUGCACAGGAACCAGGACGAGUGGACCAUGGACGGAUGCACAACGUGCACCUGCCAGAACUCGGCCACCAUUUGUCAUGAGAUCAAGUGCCCCAUUAUCCCGUGCACCAACGCCACCGUGCCCAAGGGAGAGUGCUGCCCGCGCUGCGGAAGCGACCCCUUUGCAGAGGACGGCUGGUCCCCGUGGUCCGAGUGGACCCAUUGCUCGGUGACCUGCGGCCGGGGCAUCCAGCAGCGCGGACGCUCCUGCGACCGCAUCAACAACAACUGCCAGGGCACCUCGGUGCAGACCCGGGACUGCUACCUGGAGGAGUGCGACAAGCGCUUCAAACAGGACGGUGGUUGGAGCCACUGGUCUCCUUGGUCCUCCUGCUCCGUGUCCUGUGGCGAGGGCCUGAUCACGCGCAUCCGCCUGUGCAACUCCCCCACGCCCCAGAUGGGUGGCAAAGAGUGUGAAGGAGAAGGACGCGCCACUGAGCUUUGCAAGCAGUCUCCUUGUCCUAUCCAUGGUGGAUGGGGACCCUGGUCUCUCUGGGACACCUGCUCCUUGACGUGUGGUGGUGGGAUCCAGAUGCGCAAACGUCUCUGCACGGACCCUGCACCAAAAUAUGGAGGAAACCAUUGUGUUGGUGGUGGCGCCAUGUCUCAAGUGUGCAACAAGCAGGAGUGUCCUAUCGAUGGUUGCCUCUCGAGUCCUUGCUUCGCUGGAGCCAAGUGCACCAGUUUCCCCGAUGGCACCUUCAAGUGUGGCCGGUGUCCGGUUGGCUACAGAGGAAAUGGCAUCAACUGCAAGGACAUCGACGAGUGUAAAGAGGUCUCCGACGCCUGUCACACACACAACGGGGUGCAUCGCUGUGAAAACACAGUGCCUGGCUACAACUGUUUGCCCUGCCCCGCCCGGUACUCCGGACCCCAGCCAUUCGGGAGGGGGGUCGAGCAAGCCACCGCCAAGAAACAGGUCUGCAAGCCUCGUAAUCCUUGCCAGGACGGGAGCCACGACUGCAAUAAAAAUGCCAACUGUGUCUACCUGGGCAUCUUCUCUGAUACCAUGUUCCGCUGCGAGUGCAAGCCAGGAUAUGCUGGCAAUGGCUACAUCUGUGGAGAAGACACUGACUUGGAUGGAUGGCCCAACACAGAGCUGUUGUGUGUGGCGAACGCUACAUACCACUGCAAGAAGGAUAAUUGUCCCAGCCUGCCCAACUCUGGUCAGGAAGAUCAUGACAAAGAUGGCCUGGGGGAUGAGUGUGACCAUGAUGAUGACAACGAUGGAAUCUCUGAUGAUAGGGAUAACUGCCCCAAAGUGUACAACCCUGCCCAGUACGACGCUGACAGAGACGACAUUGGCGAUCGCUGUGACAACUGUGUUUUCGAAGCUAACACGGAUCAAACCGACACCGACAACAACGGCGAGGGGGACGCUUGCGCCAUUGACAUUGACGGCGACGGCAUUCUGAACGAGAAGGACAACUGUCAGUACGUCUACAAUGUGGACCAGAGGGAUUCCGAUGGGGAUGGAGUUGGAGACCACUGUGACAACUGCCCUCUUCAGCACAACCCUGACCAGAUUGACUCAGACUCAGACCUCGUAGGGGACAAGUGCGACAGCAACCAGGACAUCGACGAGGAUGGGCACCAAAACAACCUGGACAACUGUCCAUACAUCCCCAACGCAAACCAGGUCGACCAUGACAAGGACGGCAAGGGCGACGCCUGUGACCACGACGACGACAACGAUGACGUCCCCGACGAGAAAGACAACUGUCGUUUGGUGCCCAACCCUGACCAGCUGGACUCUGAUGGGGAUGGCCGAGGGGAUGUUUGCCAAACUGACUUUGACGAUGACAAAGUGCUGGAUAUCUAUGACGUCUGCCCAGAGAACACUGACAUCAGCGAAACAGACUUCCGCAGGUUCCAGAUGGUUCCUCUGGACCCGACAGGCACCUCUCAGAUCGACCCCAACUGGGUGGUCCGGCAUCAGGGCAAGGAGCUGGUGCAGACCGUCAACUGCGAUCCUGGCAUCGCUGUCGGUUAUGAUGAGUUCAAUGCGGUGGACUUCAGCGGAACAUUCUUCAUCAACACGGACAGAGACGAUGACUACGCCGGCUUUGUUUUUGGCUACCAGUCCAGCUCGCGCUUCUACACCGUGAUGUGGAAGCAGAUCACACAGACCUACUGGUCCACCACGCCCACCAGAGCCCAGGGCUACUCUGGCCUGUCAAUCAAAGUGGUUAACUCCACUACAGGGCCUGGCGAACAUCUGAGGAAUGCUCUCUGGCACACGGGAGACACGGCCGGACAGGUGCGUACUCUGUGGCACGACCCCAGGAACAUUGGCUGGAAGGACUACACAGCCUACAGAUGGCAUUUGGUGCACAGACCCAAGAGUGGACUCAUCAGGGUGGUGAUGUACGAAGGCAAGAGGAUCAUGGCGGAUUCCGGAAACAUCUACGACAAAACGUACGCUGGUGGACGCCUCGGCCUCUACGUCUUCUCCCAGGAGAUGGUGUACUUCUCCGACCUCAAAUAUGCGUGCAGAGAUUCAUAACUGAACCCGUGAGGUCCUGAUAUGGAUAGAACGGAUCUGUCACCUGCCACUAUGAGCUUUGAACUGUAAGCCCCGCGACGACCAUUCUCCGCAACACUCGACCACGAGAACACACACCGUUUGCGGAAUGGAUAAGAAGAUGUAGAAGGUAUAACCAGCCUCCCGUACAUUCCCCUCGAGAGACUUCCGUGUCCCCGCACCGUACACCACGCGUUGGCCUCGUUCUGAGGUCCAUCUUAACCUUCUCAUUAUAAUUCUUGGAUCUGCUUUCGAGGACCGACUAGAUCCCGGUCCUCACUUGUGGUGCGUUUGCCGAGUAUGGCCAUCAAAGGGAAGACAUUUUUUUUCAUCAUGUUUUAUUUUUUAAGCAAUAAUUUUGAUCUGCUGUGGACUCAAAAAAGACUUAUUUGAAUAUGAAGAAUGCCCUAGGAGGAUUUUGGUUAAGUUGGGAGCGAUUCUCUCCCCUCGAAGGACCCGUGGAGGGGACCAUGGACGAAUAGACUGGACUGAUACUAUCAAAGAAUGUGUGUGUGUGUGUGUGUUUAUAUCUGUGUUUCUAUGUGUGUGUGUGUUUGCGUGCGUGCAUGUGCAGUUGGGAAACUGAGAGCAUAGUAAUGAAGACCACAUUGCCAAUGAAUCAUUAUCAUCGAUAAUCAAUGAGUCAUUUUAUCCUCAUUGACCCAGAGUCUUGCAGGCCUUCCAAAUGGAGGCCUAAACCAAACGCUAUGCACUGUCCCACGAGAUUGACCCGUUGGCUCAGGAAACACCAUCAGAGGGACUAAGAAGGGAGGAGUACAAUGACUAGGACAGCACAGGGCCUCAAAGCAAACGUGUAUUGCUUUGAAAAAAGAAUAUUUUAGAAUAAUAUGUGGUGAUAUCUUUGAGUUUUAAAAACAGUGUCAAGGGACGUAACUAGUCAAGUGCCAGUCUUUUGUGUGUGAGGAAUGGACCUGUAUUGCUUUAAUUUCUUAUUUAUUUAUUUGUCAGAGAUUUUUUGUACCAUGGUUGCCAUCAAAAAAAACUAAAGUCAGUGAUCAAUUAAAGAAAACCUGGAAAAUACAAUGCCAUGGUAUGUUAUUGUAAGGCGUAUGCCAGAUGUUUUAAUUGAUAAUUUUAUUUCCAAAUAUUCUUAAUCUGCACGGUAAGCACGAUCGGUGUGCCUGAGCUUGUGUGUACAUUUUUUUACAAGGAAACUGAAAGGAAAAGUACUGAAACGAAGUACAAAUAUUACCUCAUCAUUAUUAGAGUUUGUAUUGAGGCCACCAUACGAGAAUAUCUUUUUCCAGCAGCAGAGUAUACAUUGGUUGACUUGUAUUUUUUCCCCAAGACAGACUUAAGUACAAUCAUUUAUAUUCUGUAUAUAAGAUAUUUUUGUAGCAAAAAGAGGCCCGGUCAGCAGUGUAAUAGAUUCAAGAAAUGUUCCCUUUACUAUGUUGUGCGAUAUGUCCUGUGCAUUUUUAUAAAUUAUUAUGUUCUAUGUUAAGAGUUUAUUUCAUUUGUGUAGAUAAAUGCUAUUUAAAUAAUUUAUCCAGGAACGUUGCCAUAAUAUGGUAUCGAUCCCGUUUGUUUGCACACUGACACAAGGAUGUCUUUGUUGUUUUUGGUUUUGUACUUUUUUUUUAAUACUAGGGAAACUUUUUCUAUAAACAUUUGUACCAUAGUUUUUACCCACAAAUUGUUGUUUAUACUCCUACCAGUGAUGUGUAAUGUCAUGGAACAAUAAACACUUCAGGAAAAAAAAAAAAGUGUAUUCAAGU
This is a messenger RNA of Gadus macrocephalus (Pacific cod), 5428 nucleotides long. RefSeq names its product thrombospondin-1-like. Bases 123 to 3671 code for a protein of 1182 amino acids. Gene Ontology annotation, biological process: negative regulation of angiogenesis; cell adhesion. Gene Ontology annotation, molecular function: calcium ion binding; protein binding. Lineage: Eukaryota; Metazoa; Chordata; Actinopteri; Gadiformes; Gadidae. Gene Ontology annotation, cellular component: extracellular region. The record is from RefSeq and is a predicted model, not a curated record. The transcript is spliced from 22 exons.